CAUAUAUAAAGCUAUAAAUCCAGGUUCAUUGUGAGCCGGAGGGUCCUGUCUCCAAGUGGGAACAUUUGCCGCCCGUCCCAUUGAAUCGGCGAAUCGGCGUUCCCAGUGUCCACGGAAAAAGUUCCUUCCGCGAUGGCAUCGAAGAGAAUCCUCAAAGAGCUCCGGGACUUGCAGGGAGAUCCUCCAACUUCAUGCAGUAAAGGCCCGGUGGCUGAAGAUAUGUUCCAUUGGCAAGCGACCAUCGUCGGUCCGAACGACAGUCCAUAUUCCGGCGGAGUUUUUCGGGUGAAGAUUCAUUUUCCGCCGGACUACCCUUUCAAGCCUCCAAAGGUAGCUUUCAGGACCAAAGUAUUCCAUCCAAACAUCAACAGCAACGGGAGCAUAUGCUUGGACAUCCUCAAGGAGCGAUGGAGUCCGGCCCUCACUAUAUCCAAGGUAUUGCUAUCGGUAUGUUCUCUGCUCACGGAUCCGAACCCGGACGACCCGCUUGUGCCGGAGAUCGCUCACAUGUACGAGAGCAACAGACCCAAAUACGAAGCCAUGGCCCGGAGCUGGACUCAGAAGUAUGCCAUGGGCUGAAGAAGUUCAUGAUCGAGAAAGAUUAAGAGGGGCAAUAGAUAAGAAGUCGCUUUUACUAGAAUAAAUUGUGCUUUGGAAGUUACAAGGCCUCUUCAGAUUCGAUUCUCUAGUGUCGUUUCUGGGGUCUUGAUUUUUGACUUUCGAGCUCCGAAUAAGAUGAUGGAAUUUCAUUCGCUCUUU
Molecule: messenger RNA, 759 nt
Organism: Rhodamnia argentea
Lineage: Eukaryota; Viridiplantae; Streptophyta; Magnoliopsida; Myrtales; Myrtaceae
Product: ubiquitin-conjugating enzyme E2 28-like
Exons: 4
Coding region: 133-579 (148 amino acids)
Biological process (GO): protein polyubiquitination
Cellular component (GO): nucleus
Molecular function (GO): ubiquitin conjugating enzyme activity
Source: RefSeq, a predicted model, not a curated record